Molecule: messenger RNA, 3555 nt
Organism: Styela clava
Lineage: Eukaryota; Metazoa; Chordata; Ascidiacea; Stolidobranchia; Styelidae
Source: RefSeq, a predicted model, not a curated record
GGUUAGCGAAACGCCACUUCCUGCAGUAAUCGAUAUGCCAAAUCAUGACUUGGCAUUCCCACAGGUUAUGUAACGAGCAAUACAAGAAUGCUGAUUCAUCAUUGAAUGUUUCAUAAUGUUAUUCAGGUGUUACUGAGAGUUGAAGCUUACAUUAGCUGUUCUUUUAAAUCAGUUAAAAUAUCGACUGAGGAGUAAGCGCGCACAAACAGAGAUAUAUAAUACGUGUUAUUUAUCUGUGCAGACUCUACACAUCCUUGAAUUUCAUCGGUUUGAAUUACCCAUAUCGCUGUAAUAACAUUUUUCAUGGAUGCCCACUCAUCCCGUUGAUUCUAACAACUAUAGGAGAUGUCAGGCGUGAAUUUGCCUAGAAAUUAAAUUAGAAUAUCUGCGUGGUUUGGUUGCUUGUUGACAAUGUAUAACUUUUCGUAUGAGAAGAAUGGACAUGCGUCUAUUAUCAUUGUUUUCCUUUACAUCUAGGCCUUGCUUUAAUCCUAUUUUCAAAAGCAACAGAUCAUCUACUUUUAUGUAAUUAACAAAGAAAUCAAGUUAAAAAUUCAGUUGGCGUAUGUAGUGUGUGCUUCCUUUUCAGCUUCAGAACCUAAAAUUUUAAUUUCGAUUUCGGUAAUAAUUGUUGAUAUCAGAAGACUUACGCAGAGAAAUUAUGAAACAGGAUGCGUUUGCACUAGGUGGUGGAUUACUAUUUAUAAUUUUUCUACUCGGAAUGACGUGGAUGUGGGGUGAAUUGUUGAAUUGGAAAGCGAAUUCCGGUUAUUUCCAUUAUGAUGUCAACUCUUCUCAACAGAGACUUUUACCUGAACCUGACAACACCUGCAAUGAUACAAGUUUUCCUGGUAGAAGUGGUCAGCAUUGUCGACAGAAUUGGUAUUACUGGAAAUUACCUCCAAACGAAUCAACGGCAACUACAAAAGCAGUUGUUUGGCUUUUGUAUUCUCUUCACCAAAUAUUUGUAUGGGGACUCAUUUACAGAUCUCAAUUGACAGUAAAUAGAAAUAAAGUUGAAGGAAAACAACAGAAAUACAGUUCCAAUCUACGAUGGUUUAACUGGUCCAUGUUGGCAGUGAAUGCAUUAUUUCAUAUUCUACAUUUAAUACAAACUCACACAACAUAUGAUGGAUUAGCACAGCAGGUGGCUAUGUCGACAUCACAGUCAUCCGUAAUUAUGAUGAUGGUGUUUGUUCUUCUAAUGGAAUACAAAGAUAGAGGAAUCAUAUUGAUGUGGCCAAAUCCAACGUCCGAUGAUUUUGCAGCAAACAAACUGAGGCUUCAUGCUGGACCAACAACAUUAAUUCGCAAAUACCACGGUUAUGUUUUUGCUUGGUCAUCAAUCUAUACGUUCUGGUACCAUCCAAUGGAAAAUACAUGGGGUCACACAUUAGGGUUUUUUCAUACUGCUAUCGUUCUGCUUCAAGGAAGUCUAGUUUUCACCGAAGUUCACUUAAACAGAUAUUGGCGGCUUCUAAACGAAACUUGGGUGCUUAUACAUUCUGUAGUGGUAGCUGUGCAGACGGGAAAUCCAGAACGGGGUUAUGGAAAUUUAUGGCCCGUGUUUGGAUUUGGGUUUGGCUUUCUAUUAGCAUUCACACAGAUAUUCAGUUUGCCAUUUUGGAAAAAACUUCCUGCAUGGGUUCGAAUUGUGCCUCCAAUAUUGUACCUCGGUAUUGUUGCUGCUUUGUGUGGCACUGUGGUUGUGCCCAAAGAUCCUACCAAAAGCGGAUUCAGUCGUAUGUACGAAAUGUUGUUUGUCCCAGCUCAGGAGUACAUGGAAUUUCUUCUUUCUUGGCUUUUCAUAUUUAUUUUUCUUGUCAUCGAAUCGAAAGUUUCAACGAAACGUGCAGAUGCUCCGGAAUCCGACAAAAACAAAUGUAAUAAUAAGGAGUUUAUUAACCCGUCUCCUACUAAACAAGCUUUGUAUUUAUCAGGAGUUAUAUUGGUUUUUGCAUUAUUCGUUAUGGGGUCUUACUUUUAUGAACAAGCUCACUACGAGGUUACGCUAACCGUGUCUUCUAUAACUUUUACAACUGUUUUUUGCAUUGGUGUCUGUAUUUUAGUUAUGUUUUUUAAGCAACUCAUCGGCCCAUCCUACUUUCUCUACAACCCUAGAGCCAACAAGAUACGUAAUCAAAAAGAGAAUUCUUUUCCGACAGUGAUGAAAUCAAACGAAGGAUUCGACGAAUUCUCUGAUUUAUGAGUAGGGCUGUCGUAAUAAAUACCUUUUCUGUCGAAGAAUUUAUUGUAUUACCUUUCUAAGAUAGUUGUUCUUGUGUCAUAAAUUUGUCGGAAUUUCAACGGCGUAAUUAAGAAAUAUGUCUAUGUGAGUGUCUUACAUCGAAUCAUCUACCAACAGUUUUCACACUAUAAAUGAUAUUCGCUGCUCCCAACCAAUAUCACAAGUUAACAUGUAAUAUGUAUAUAUAUAUUAUCUAAGCUGACCUCAUAUUAAUAACAUGUAAAAGUAGUUGAAUUUUUUUUUACACGGCUUGUUAUUUUUAUAUUCUAAUUUGUGAUUUUGUUACUGUUUUUUUUAAUCGAAGAAGAGCAAAUUCACUUCACCUCAUGUGUGAUAUCUCGGCUCUGAUUGAGUAUAUCAGUAAGAAUUCCAUUUUCUAAUCUAAGGAAUUAAUACAGGUUUCGCAAUAAAAUCAACACUGACGAUGAAAUCCAUAAAUACGCAACCCUGAAUAAAAAUUACCAAUUGUAAUUUAGAACACUAUUCCAAAGUAGUGAAAUAUAUUUACAAACACAAUUGAGUUUUCUGGGUAAGACUCAUAUUUUUACUGUAUGCUUAUCAAUAUUGGUAAUUCUACUAGUAAUUUUUUGUUUCUCGAAUUAAAUAUUUUUUAUAAAGCUCAAGCCUUUCUUACUGCACAAUCAACAUGAUGUUGACCUCUGACUGCAUCUUCGAUAAUAUUCCACCAAAGAAAACAACGUUAUGAAACGGGAUUUUUAGUCAUCAAAUUCAUGUGCAAUUAUGCCUCAAGCAAUACAAAACACCAUUAUAAUAGUGAUUUUAGGAUAUAAUUCCUAACCACGAAUUCCGUGUCAUCUUUUUUUGGAUAUAUACUCUGGAUACAUUGCCUCGACCUUUAACUCCAAUUUGUGCUAGAUUGAUUCGUUGGAUUUUAUCUGUGUUCACAAUUUUUUUUGCGCGGUCUUUUUUCAUGUAUCAAUAAUUGGAGCUGAAAGUAUAAUAUAAACCUAUUAAAUUAAAUUGGCCUAAUAACUUAAUAUUGAGAAAAUACUUCCCAAUAUUAAAGUGUAAAAUGUGCACUCACUGAUACUAAUAAGCUAACAAGCUUUCGAUUCUAAAAAUUAUUUUACGGAGAAAAUAUUCAGAUUAUUAAAUGCCAACUCCAUUGUUAGCAGCAUGAGUUUGAAGAAUAUUUCCAUGGUAUAAAUAUAUAACUUUAACAUUACUGUAUUAACAACAAAAACGUAUAGUUCGUUAUUCAAACAACCUGUAAAAAAAUGUCAUUUUUCACGUUAGCCAAGAUUGAAUAGGCAAUCAACCUAACAGUUGCGUAUGUGGAAACCAUA